Physella acuta is the source of this 2810-nucleotide messenger RNA. RefSeq names its product adhesion G-protein coupled receptor G2-like. Gene Ontology annotation, molecular function: G protein-coupled receptor activity. NCBI's taxonomy places the organism in Eukaryota, Metazoa, Mollusca, Gastropoda, Physidae. Gene Ontology annotation, biological process: G protein-coupled receptor signaling pathway; cell surface receptor signaling pathway. Gene Ontology annotation, cellular component: plasma membrane. The record is from RefSeq and is a predicted model, not a curated record.
CAAGGGAGGGAAGCGGUGUGUUAACAGCUGGAAUAAGUUUGAUACUGUUGUGAACAUUAACGCCACAAUGUUACAUACAGUGGUAAUACUUCUAUCUCUCGUUGUGGCUGUCGCUACGAAAGACCCAGUCACCUCAAGCCUCACCUGUGUCCCAGCCCAGCUCGGCCACACAGCCAUCAAAGCCAGCGUCACCAACGCCGUUCUACCCAGCAACGUCCGCCUCUCCGUGAUCAGGAACUCUCGCGAGAUCGCAGGCUGGUACGAGAACCAAAAAUCCGCUGCACCGGGGUACAGUGUUAAUGUGAGUCGUACAUCGAAUCAAGUUACGCUGGAGGUCGUCGUGAAUAACAUCACGGGCGGAAGCUGGGAUGUGUUUUUCAACGUGAUGCAGGAUGGAGCGUUGUUAGAGUCUACACAAACAUGUAAAAUUUUCGUUUGGGCCACUCCAGAAGAAAUAGUCUGCAGCUACAACCUCUCGUCUGCUGCUCCGAUGGUCAGCUGUAUGAUACGUCGGCACUUUCCGAAGAUCACGUGCCAGUGGAAAUACAGAGUCGGGAGAAAAACGAAUACGUCGAACAGCCAAACUGAGACGAGGGUCAACAACUACUUUAACACAAAUUGCUCCCUUCCCCUUACCUUAACAUCUUCAAGUGACUACAACGUUACCUUGACAGUUACCUAUAGAGGUAACUAUUCAAAGAACCCCGGAGCGCCUCCUAAAAUCACGAAGACAAUCCUCAUCGAUGAAGGAAAUAUUUCUUCUAGCAAUAGCAAGAGAACUAUCGCAAAUACGACACAGGUAGCUUCUACUCGCAAAGACUCCACGAUGCUACAGACUACUGAAGUUUAUCCCAUAGGUGUAAGGGAAAUCACCACUACGAGAAACUAUGAAACACGAACCGUAACUCCAACAACCCCAUCAACAACUAAAGUUAAGCCCCCUACAACAACAACUCAGCCGGCUCAGCCAAACACUCCGGAAACAACAACCCCUCCACCGAGUGUCGCUAGUGACAGUGCCCUAACAACAGCUUCUUCUCCGGGCAUUGAUGAAGGCACGACAGCAGUUCCACUGAUUCAGUCUGAGACGUGGAAGGAAGACGAGCAAUCCACGAGGGCUGAUACAACCACAGACCAACCAAGUGACACAACAGAGUGCAUAGAAGAUACUUCUUUAAUGCCAGAAACAGACAUAAAAAUAGACAUGCAGCUCUUAUAUAACGCCACCGUCAUGGUUGACGAAGCACUAGCGACAGGAUUGGGGAACAACGCUAUGCACCAUUGGACCCAAUUGUUACAUAUUUUGAACUCCCUAGAUGAGGCCUCGAAAUCAGCUCAGGACGAGGAUGCAAUUUUUAUCGAAUUAAAAAAUAUUGCUGUCUACAAAGGUAAAGCUGUAGGGGUCAUUGAUUUCCCUCCUACCAUUAAUACAAGCGCUAUACUGAACAUCAGUUGGAAUGUUUAUUCUAAGAUAGGUGUAGCUCUACCAAGGGAAGCAAGUCAGGAUUUACCAGGUCUCGUCAUUGAUUAUGCGGAUCCGCCUCACUAUUAUGUGAUUGUAUUCAAAGAUGGCGCGAACUUGCAACUGAUCAACGCCAAGGCACACAACUCGACCGUCGAAGGGAAAGAACUCCAAAACUAUAAAAUUGUUUCUGAGAUUAUUUUCUUCAACAUAACACAAGGGGAAGUAACUGUUGAUAGACCACUUUACCUUAACUUCACGAUACUCGCUACAACGAAUACACAGCCCGAGUGUGUAUACCUGGAUAUGUUGCCAGGUGGUCUACAGAUCGGUGAAGGCAACAUCUGCCGAGUGGUCAGUCGUGGUCAGUACCAGGUGACGUGUGCAUGUGAGCAGGCUAAUAAACUCUUCGCUGUCCUGGUUCGUACAACAUCAACGGAAAAUCACUUGAUUUUGUUUGACUGGUUGUCAAUAGUAGGAUCUUGUGUGUGUAUGGCCUUCCUGUUGGUUACUCUCAUUAUCUACAUCAUAACAUGGAGACAUAUCAAAUCUGAUCAUUUUAUCUUGAACAUCAACAUCUCCGUGUUUCUGAUCAUUGGGAACUUAGUUUUUAUAUUUGGAAUCAAUGAAACUGGGAACAGGGUCAUGUGCACCGUCAUCGCUGCCGGUCUUCACUUCCUGUUCCUGGUCGUGUUUUUCUCCCUGCUGGGUCAAGGUCUCGUCUACCUCAAGUCUGGCAUCAAACAAUCCAACAAUUCCAUCAUACGUCACGCGCUGGCUUUGGCAUACGGUUGCCCUUUGAUCAUCGUCACUGUGUCUAUCGCAACAGUUGUCGCCACUAAAUCCGAGGGCUUCGGAAAUACAUCAGUCUGCUGGGUUUCAAUAGGUUCUGGAAUUUUCUGGGCGUUCGUCAUCCCAGCACUUUUUACUUUAGUGAUCAAUCUUUCUGUUUUGGUGAUGUCCUGCUGUGCAAAUACUAAGCCACACAGGCUAGAGAUUAUAUCGAUUAGUGUACUGAAUUCGAUCACUUGUUUGACAUGGGCACUGGUGAUCUUAUAUCUGAUGUACCAAAUUCAACUCUUGCAGUAUCUCUAUGCAGCAUUAAACGCUUCACAGGGUUUCUAUAUGUUUGUGUUCCAAUGUAUUCUACAGAGCAGGGUUCGCGCUGGGUUUGUUCUGAUCAAACAUCGCUACAAACCAAACCAGGAAGACUACAACAGCUUAACCUGGACAUUCUCCGUUAGUAACAAUAAGUCGACACAACAGAAAGGAGGUCAUAAAGAAAGUUUCAGUAAAUAUGAAAAUCAAGUCCUCUGAGAAACGGUCGAUCCAUAUAUGAAUCUCUUGC